Microsporum canis CBS 113480 is the source of this 1893-nucleotide messenger RNA. RefSeq lists its product as hypothetical. NCBI's taxonomy places the organism in Eukaryota, Fungi, Ascomycota, Eurotiomycetes, Onygenales, Arthrodermataceae. The record is from RefSeq and is a predicted model, not a curated record. The transcript has 2 exons. Bases 1 to 1893 code for a protein of 630 amino acids.
AUGAUACCAUCACCAUCUAAACGGCGCAAGUCCAAUUCUUCCAUCCCGAUACCUGUAGGCGUGUCAAACACUACAAGGAAAGAUGGCCGUGGACGCACUAGCCCUUCGCGAUCACCGAGCCGGCGGUCAUUCCAAGCGCCGACUCGAUCGAGCCUUGCCCGAUACCAUCCAGAUGUUUUAUCAAGGGUCAUAGAACGGUCAACCUCUGAGAAAACGCGACGACCUUCCGAACAAGAUUUCAGCUCUUUUGGAGAACACGGACAUAGUUCACCUCAGAUAUCUGGCAGGAUACCUUUACGACCAUCGUUGACCGCUGCGGCUCGAACAGAAACAGAAGCAGAAGACGGAUUACCCCAGCUUAAUAGCACAAUUUCCAGGCCUAGUUCUAGACGGCGAUCGUUCGGAGAGCAGCUCUUUUCUGGGGAGAUAACUAGGAAAGAUGAACCUACUACACAGGGAGAGCGAAGGGUGUCACCAAAUUCAUCAACUGGUAGCAGCCAUCAACAAGGGCACUCUCUUUCUCCUCCAGCAGUAGGCCCAGAACAACCUCCCAGAGGAACCAUUGCACAAUUUAGUGGUAGCCCGAGUCAACCUAUGGCCAUGAAAAAGAAACAGCAACUAAAAAAGGCGGGGUUCCAUCUGAAUUUUAAGACUAAGAAUCCAAAGUCUGCUGCAGAGGGCCGUGGUAUUGAUGAAUCACCAGCAGAUAUCGAAAUUGAGUCCAAGGACGAGUCACCAAAGGAACUAAAGGAAAAGAAGAAACUUCGAGAGUCACUAAAGGCACAGUUAGAAAGAUUAAAGGGAGAAGUGGCUCUCUUGGAAAGAGAAGCAGGUCGGUUGGAGUCCGCGGAGUAUGAGCUAGCUGAUGAGAGCUCUCUUAGGCUAUUGGUUGGGCUCCUCCUAUCUAAUAACCCAUCUUGUGCUCCUCCUCCCCCUCCGCCCCCGGCACCUCCACCGUUGUCUUCCAUGCUUUCAUAUCUGCUUCCAUUCACGGCUCCGCAGUAUAUCCCGCCGCCAGACCCAGAAUCACCCCCAUCACCCCUUCCCCAGAACCCAUACGCCAUGAAACUACCUGAAAAUUCAGUCCCGUAUCUUACCAUCUUCGCACCUCUCACACUUAGCACAGAGACGGUGACGUCUACUGUAAGGAGCCCAUCACGAGUCUUAGGAACCCCUCCAGAUAUAGUUCAGACACAUCGCUUCGUUCUCCGGCCCCCAUCCAAUUUCCCAACUACACUUUACCGUAUCCCUCUUAUCCUUAAUACCGACCCUGAAAAACAAUCUGUUCUAUCUAUUACGGUCCCAACUACCGAUUCCAACAUUCCUGGGCCACUGGAAGGCUGGGUUACGUCUCGGUUAUCCAACCCCCUAUUGGACCAUGAUAUAUCCGGCCUAUGUUGGGGUAUAUGCCGAUACUGGGAGGCCGCAGUAUCACGCUCAAAGUUCUGGAUAGAAUUGCAGACACUAUCCGAGAAGCUAGAAGAAGACCCACGAUAUCUCGACCAGGCGAAGAAGCACCACAGAAAGCGGGCGGAAUCCAGAAGCGUUACGCCUACGUCAGAUGAACGUCAAUACACCAUUAGAGCUCUUGUGCAACAUUUUGACCGAACGAGUUAUCGGUUUUCCACGUUGGCCGGGUCUAACAAGCUCGAAUUACUUGUAUCCUGCCGCUUGUCGCUUGAUCUUUGGACUAGUGAGCCUCAAUUGGAGCCAGAUAUUUGCAUUUCCGGCUCCUCGUUAAAGAGCUCUGCAGCUAAUAAAAUAGAGAAAGAAGCCAAACGUGCAUUUCAGGGAAUGCUUAAGCGCGGGAAGAGUAACGAUGUCGAUGCUGAUAUCGGUUCGUUGGUCAAGGCUGUUGAAGCCGUAAUUGUUAUUCUCUUUGGGCUUGUUUGA